Molecule: messenger RNA, 1843 nt
Organism: Polistes canadensis
Lineage: Eukaryota; Metazoa; Arthropoda; Insecta; Hymenoptera; Vespidae
Product: malate dehydrogenase-like
Exons: 5
Coding region: 646-1815 (389 amino acids)
Biological process (GO): tricarboxylic acid cycle
Cellular component (GO): mitochondrion; cytoplasm
Molecular function (GO): L-malate dehydrogenase (NAD+) activity
Source: RefSeq, a predicted model, not a curated record
GCAUACGCAACAUCCGACAUAACAUAAAUAAUUUUCUAUUUAAUUAUUUUUUCUAAUCUUCUCUUUUUCUUCGCGACAAUCCUGAAUUUGUGUUGGCAACUAUGAUUGUUAGAAACAAAGUUAACUACCAUAAAUUGAGUUAAGAACAAUUUUGUUUUCUUAAAUUUGUGCAUUGUUUUUAUUUACAACAAUUUACAAGUACUUUUUUUUCAAAUGGCAGAUAAAGUAUGUUUGAUGAAAUGAUUUAAAUUCGCUUGAUCAUUUUUUUGAAGAAUUACAAAUGUUACAAAAAACGUACAAUGAUUUACAGGACUAUUAUUCUCUUUUGAGGCUAGUAAGAAAUGAUAUAGAAAAAAUGAUAAGCAACUUCUCGUGUGCACCUGAUUUUUUCCCAAUACAAAAAGACGUUAAAGCUGGAGUUAUUAAAAAAAGGAAAAAAAUUCCAAAAUAGCGUAAUAAACCAUAUUAAAAAUAUCGAAUACGAUAAAAUAAUCAUAUAUUUUUAUUCAUUUUUGGAGAAAGAUGUAAUAAUACUACUGAUCUUUGUAAAUUGUCGUUUCUCUUAAAAAUUUUUUUCAUUAAUAUUUUUUAUUCCCCUUUUUGACAAAGUAUUAAAAAAUCAUAAACCUAAAAUUAAAUGUAAAAAUGAUCUCCAAGUGUUUCUCAUAUUACUUUCGAAAUAUUAUUAGCUGUUUUAAUAAAUUUUACAUUUUACAAAAUACUUCCAAUAUACAAUUAAAUAUUAGCAAGAGAAAUAUUAAAUUGCAAUGUUAUAACAGAUCUAAAGAGAACAAAAUAAAUGAAGAACGCAAACAAAAUAAUAUUAUGCGUCCCUCACAAUCUUAUGAAUAUAAUAUUUUUGGUAAUCGUAUGGUCGACUUAAAUGUUUGUAUUAUUGGUGGAGGUUUGUCUUCUAUUUAUACAACAGUUCUUUUGAAACAAUCUCGUUUUAUAAAAGAUAUACAUUUAGUUGAUUUAAGUGGAAAAUUAGCUGGUACCAUUUUGGAUGCAAACCAUAUUGAUACUACCAUUCGUAUAAAGUAUUUUACUAAAAAAUUAAUCAGUAAAGCCUUGGUAAAAACAAAUAUUGUUGCACUUAUGGAUGAGACGGAUUUUAAUAUCGACAAAGAUCCAUAUGUUCAACUUAAUAAGUGCUCAAAAUAUAUUCAUCAAAUAGUGGAGCAUAUAAUCGCAAUUUGCCCUACAGCACUUGUAGUAGUUUUUACAAAACCUGUAACAGCAACGUUAUCGAUGGUAUCAGAAAUUUAUAAACAUGCAGGCAAAUGGGAUCCAAAUAGAUUGAUUGGUUCAGUUUCUACAGAAAUAAUGCGAAUCGAAACGAUAACUGGGAAUAUAUUAGAUUUGAAUCCUGCAUUUAUAACAAUUCCAAUAGCUGGAGGAGCUGAUUUAAAUACUAUUGUUCCACUUUUAUCGUGCACCAAGCCUAUCAAUGAAUUUACAAGUGAUCAAAGUAAUGCAUUGAUAGAAUUAUUUCAAGCAACCAAACAAGAUCAAAUUAAUUUUAAAGUGAAUAAUUUAGCUCUCUUAGAUGGAUUAGCUGCAGCAAAGUUAAUCUUGACUCUUGCCGGUGGUUUAAACGAUUUCGAUAAUGUUUAUGCAUGUGCAUUUGUACGUUCAAAUGUAUUGCCAGUAUGUCGUUUCUUUACAUCUCAAUUACAAUUUGGGAUGGGAGGAAUAAAGAAAAAUUUUGGUUUACCAAAAGUUUCAUCUUUGGAAGUUAGUAUGAUCGAAAGAGCAAUUCCAAUUAUUAAUGAGUACAUAGAAAUGGGAAUGAAGGCUUCUAAUUGUAAAUAAAAAAAAUCACAUUUAAAAUUUUUAUUUA